AUGUUCACUAAAGCAGGCCGAUACCUACUCCUAGGUAUCGGGUUACCUGCUAUUGUUCAUGGAGCAGCGGUGGAUUGGGGUUUUGGGACUCCGUUCGCUCUAGUGGGCGCAAAAAAAGCACCAUGCCCGGAUACUCUGGAUCUCGCUCUUAAGGAUUCUGCUACAUACAGACCAGUUGUCGCAAACAGAGAAGAAACUGCUAGUCGCCUUGAUCUCUUCUUCUUCACGAACGGCUGGGAUUUGAUUUUCAACCAGACUACAGGGAUUAGGUUACUCGAAGUCGACCCCAAUGUCGAUUACUGCUGGGCUAGCGCAAGCGCAGGGCCAAGCCUUGACAACUGCAACACCACUGCACCUGGCCAGAAGUUCUAUGCCCUUGCCCCAAAUCUCCAGCUCCCCCAAUUUUCUCUAUACAUAGACCGCUCGAGCGUUGUCCAGCCUCCUGAUGCAGGCAAACCGUUGGUCACAGGCGCGGCUCAUGCUGAGGGCGAAUUCUGUGCGUACCUCAAUUCAACUGGACAACUCCUCAAACGUCCACUCGACCUGGCCGCAAGCUGGCUGGCGCCUAACCAGGUGACCAAUCUUACUUCCACUUCCAUUAACACCGCUCUUAUCCAAUCUCCGGUGGACAUUCCUCAAUGCAACUGGGCGAAGGGCAAUGACACCUAUUCCACCAUCCAAAGUUUAGGCUCGAUGGAUUGUGUCUUGUCUCAAGCGUAUUCGAAUGCUCCUGCCGACUGCAUCAGCAAACCAGACAGUUUGGGGUGUGUCAUGCACUAUUUCCCGGCAUUCUGUCUCGAUCUGCCCACGGUCCGCGACAACAGUGAUGCCCAAAUUGAGGACUGCAUCAGACGGAUCGGCUCAGGACCUUGCGUAGCAAACCCCAAUGGAGCAGCAUGCGCCAGUAAUCUCUUCGCUGGAAUCAAGUAUGUUGGUGAUGGGGGUUCUUCCAGUGGGAGCGCACAAUCACGCCGAGGUUUAAGUUCAACGCUCUCGCGUAUCUGGCAGCAGGUGGACAAAGCGGAAGAAGACUUCUACUUAGGCAAGAAUUUACCCCAACCCGAGGCUGCAGUCAACUCGGGCAUUGAUAUCUACAAUUUUGGUGUCAGGGCCCUUAAUUACUACACGGGCGUGCAUUCUACCGAGUGGCGAUCUACUUGCAUAGGGGUUACCUACUUUGAAAAGCUAUUCGACAAGACCGCGGCUGCGAAUAUGCGCGAGUCUUGCAAUGCAAUGUUUAAUAGAACUAUGAAGGAAAGCGCCUUGAUCGAAUACAACGGACCCAUCGAGCAAGCGGGUCACAUAUUUUUCGAAAUUGCCAACUGGCUGCUUCUUAUCAACGAUGUUAAAGCAGCGGUUCAGGCUAUCGGCGCUGUCGAUUGGCUGGUAGCCAAGUUCGAGGUUACAGCUUCCACCAUCUCAUCACGCGUCAAAGGAUACAUGCUGGAGGCCACCGAGAAUGGUAGGACAGUACAGAUCUUCCGUGACGCGGGCGAUGGAACACCGCAAGUGCUUGGCCACAAAGAUGACGUAGGAGCUUUAGUCAAAUCGAUUGAGGAGUCAGUGCUGAGAGCUUUUAAGGAUUCGACAAUUGCAAGAAAUGCGUCACUACUGGAAAUACAAAGCGCCAAGGUUUCGAGGGUCUGCUACCCGCCCUCUGUUGCGCAAGGCCGCUACAGAUGGUUCAACAGCGACAACAUCCCUGAGCCUCUUCCAGAACAGUUGGAAAUGACUGAGUAUUACAAAAGUGAUGUAGUCAGAGUGAAGAAGAGGCCGAUUAAAUGGAAGCCUGAAUUGACGACUGUGGAUGAAGAAUUUUGGCCGGUAUUGGGAGAUAUCGUCUACUAUGAUGAAGAGGACAAAGAGUUAGUUAAAGGGGGGACCAAAUUGUUGACACCGGUUUUCAACGGACCAGACGCGGUGGACCAGGUGGACGAAGUCGCCAUGUUCCCGAAACAAAUGUUGAAUGCAAUCAACAAGAACCAUCCGGAAGCUCUUUCUGAGGCUCUCAACGAGGGAUUGGGCCUUACUCCGGCAGAGUACGACAGCGUCUCUGCUUGGUUGACAAGAAAUGAGUAUGUGGAAGAACUACCACAGGCCAUGAGGAAGAUCCCAUCUGUCGAUGUUGCAUGGUUUUAUCACGGGAGAUCUUAUGAUGCCAGAAUUGUCGACAUGCUCGAAAACCGCAAGCCUGGCAUUGUAAGCGGAAGUGGCACGGGCUACACUGUUGCAGAUUUGAUAUAUCCCCAAGAGAACUGGGUUGUGGAUACAAUGCCCGGUACACUAGCCUUGGAUCGAGCACAAGCUGGAACCAGCCAAAUCAUCUACGCGAUCCACAGUGAGAGUGCACGCAUUGUGGGUCCUGUAGUGGGGCUAGAUAGCAAGGAGGCGCUCAUAACUGGAUCUGAGGCCGGCAAGUUUGAACUUGUCGGCCAGCAAGAUGUAAAAUUCGAGGGAGUCUCUGAAUCUGGUAAACCACCAAGAAAUCACUACGGACCCUGGACGAUUUACUACUUUGCGGAGACUGGUUAUGAGCCAGUAGCAAACGAGGGGGAAAUCAUGGAUGCUAUUGAUGCUGCUUUUACGAAGCAUGGAAUUCAGGACACGUGA
Messenger RNA from Exserohilum turcica Et28A, 2610 nucleotides. RefSeq lists its product as uncharacterized. NCBI's taxonomy places the organism in Eukaryota, Fungi, Ascomycota, Dothideomycetes, Pleosporales, Pleosporaceae. The record is from RefSeq and is a predicted model, not a curated record. Bases 1 to 2610 code for a protein of 869 amino acids. The transcript is spliced from 9 exons.